AUGGCGUCCGUAAAACGAUUGAAUUUGAGCAAGUCACGUGAUGACGACGAAAGCUCGUCGGCUUCUUCAAUUAGUAACGAACGGGAGCAAGAGGCAUUGUCAGAGAGACCGGAGGAGGAGGAUUCCAGCUCUGACGAAGGUUCGGACAAGUGA
This is a messenger RNA of Peronospora matthiolae, 153 nucleotides long. Lineage: Eukaryota; Oomycota; Peronosporomycetes; Peronosporales; Peronosporaceae. The record is from the annotation of a GenBank genome assembly.